Molecule: messenger RNA, 1936 nt
Organism: Clupea harengus (Atlantic herring)
Lineage: Eukaryota; Metazoa; Chordata; Actinopteri; Clupeiformes; Clupeidae
Gene: syt8
Product: synaptotagmin VIII
Biological process (GO): synaptic vesicle endocytosis; calcium ion-regulated exocytosis of neurotransmitter
Cellular component (GO): exocytic vesicle; synaptic vesicle membrane; plasma membrane
Molecular function (GO): phosphatidylserine binding; clathrin binding; calcium ion binding
Source: RefSeq, a predicted model, not a curated record
AGGUGGUGGCUAAAUAUCAGCUCUUUGCCAUGGCAACUCUGGAACGAUGCUUAUAGGACAUGUGUGUGUGCAGUGUUUGAUGUUUUUUUUUAACUGUAUGAGAAUAAUUCUGAAGAAAAUGUUCAGUUUAAUUAUUCAGCUAAAAGCUGGGCAAGUUAAUUUUAUUUAUGAAUCAUUAAUAAUGAAUUUUUUCUCCGUCUUGAUCCACCUAACAAAGGCGAAGGCCUAAGUUUCAAAAGGCCCAAACUGUUCUAUUAAGCCGUACAUCUAUAUUAUUUCUCUUAGUCCACUGGUGUUUCAGGAUGCCAUGGAGAGAGCAAUAGGCGCAAUACUUACUCUGACCAACAGAGAGCGCUGUUACUCUAUCUCUUGGUGCAUGGGAGUUCUCAAAUCACCAUCAUUGCCUAUCCUUCAGUUUGCGUGUGUGUGUUUGCGUGCAUGUGUAAUGUCUUUGCUUUGAUCUCUAACCUCCAGGUCUGGUCAUUCCGACCCAUCUGUCAUCUGAUCAUGUCUAACAAACCACCAGUAGCACGCUCCCAGGCAAACACUAACAGCCCUGUGAACCCCAUCCAUGUCACUAACAGCACUGUGACACCCGCCCAUGUCAAUAACAGCCCUGUGACACCCGUCCCUGUCACCAACAGCACUGUCACUGCCACCACUGGCCCUGGCUUUAUCAACGGGCUGCUGGACAAAAUCCCCUUGCCAAGAUGGGCCAUCUACGCCAUUUUGGCUCUCAUUCUCCUGGUGGUGCUGAUCUGUUUGCUGUGUAUAUGUGUGAAGUGCUGCUGCAGGAAGAAAAAGAAGAAGAAGAAUCCAGACCAGCAGAUCCACCUAAAGGGCCUGAACGGCUCCACCACCACGGCUCUCGUCCAGCCUGACACGGAUGACGCGGACUAUGGCUCAGGAGACAAACCCAGGGGAAGGCUCUUGUACUCACUGGAGUACAGUGCACCCACAUCUGAGUUGACAGUAGGUGUAAAACAGGCUGCUGCUCUGAAGGCCAUGGACCUUGGGGGAACCUCUGACCCUUACGUGAAAAUGUAUCUUCUGCCCAGCAAGUCCAAGACGUAUGAGACCAAGGUCUUUCGAAAAACCCUGCAACCUGUGUUUAACGAGCAAUUCAAGUUUCAGAUAAGCCAAGCUGAAUUGAGCGAGUCUACGCUGGUGAUGCAAGUGUAUGAUUUCAAUCGAUUCUCCAAACAUGAUGUCAUUGGUGAACUCAGAUUACAGCUGUCUUCAGUGGACUGGAACCAUGUCAUCGAGGAGUGGCGUGAUCUGACUGAGGCCUCCAAGUUUGAGCAAGAGAAUCUAGGAGACAUCUGUCUGUCGCUGCGUUAUGUGCCAACGGCCAGUAAGCUCACUGUUGACAUUCUUGAAGCAAAGAAUUUGAAAAAAAUGGAUCAAGGAGGAUCUUCUGAUCCGUAUGUGAAAAUUCAGUUGAUAUUGGACAGGAAAAAAUGGAAGAAAAAGAAAACAUCUGUGAAAAAGAAAACACUUAAUCCUUAUUUCAAUGAGUCUUUUACAUUCGACGUUUCAUUUGACCAGAUUCAGAGGGUCCGGUUGGUGAUUUCCGUGUGGGACCAUGACAACGUCAGCAGGAAUGAUGCCAUCGGGAAGAUCUUCCUGGGCUGUGAUGCCACGGGCAACCAGCUGCGGCACUGGGCAGACAUGCUGUCCAACCCGCGCAGGCCCAUGGCCCAGUGGCACACUCUCCUGCCCGCCGAACAGGUGGAUGGCACCCUGGCACUGAAGCACACCAUCAAGAUUCCUUUCACCGGCAAAACCUUCUGACGGGAACCAGUCGGAACCCAAAGAUACCUAACAGUGAUCAAACAGAGACUCAAAAUAUACCUCAUAGUGAUCAAUGGACCAUCACACUAAGGGCUAACAGACAUACAAACAUUCAGGAAGAAAUCAAACAGACAUACAGACU